This is a messenger RNA of Cryptomeria japonica (Japanese cedar), 2127 nucleotides long. Its product is annotated as probable disease resistance protein At4g33300. The record is from RefSeq and is a predicted model, not a curated record. Bases 1 to 2022 code for a protein of 673 amino acids. The transcript has 5 exons. NCBI's taxonomy places the organism in Eukaryota, Viridiplantae, Streptophyta, Pinopsida, Cupressales, Cupressaceae. Gene Ontology annotation, biological process: defense response to fungus. Gene Ontology annotation, molecular function: ADP binding.
AUGGCUUUGAUCAAUUUUAUCGGUAGCUCUGAAAUGGCAGACGAUUCUGCAUACGUUGUUCCCGGAAAAUCUCAAUUCUAUGUAGGACUGAACAAAUCUAUUGGAGAUUUGAGGGAACUGUUGUUCAAGAGCGACGUGUCAGUUGUUGGGUUGCAGUGCAUGGGAGGCGGAGGAAAGACAACUCUGGCUUUGGCUCUCUUGAAUGAUCCUCAAAUCAAAGGAUACUUCCGCGGUAAUGUGAUUUUCAUCACUGUCUCGCAGGCCCCAAACCUUAAGGGGAUUUUAGAGAUUUUGUGUGAAAAGAUGGCUGGAAAUAAGAGACCUGAAUUUCUGAAUUUGAAAGAUGGGCAGAUGAAGGUGCAGCAAUUAAUUCUGAGUCAAUCCAAACCAACUCUGGUGAUUUUGGAUGAUGUAUGGUCCAAAACAAAUUUAGAAAAUUUACUAUUUGAAGGACCAGGAUACAAAACUCUCGUAACUACCAGAGACAAUUCAACUAUUCCCACAACCUCGACUACCGAGUUGUAUCAAUUGCCAUUGUUGUGCCCAGAUGAUGCACUAUCACUAUUCUGUUUCUGGGCGUUUGGACAACCAUCAAUCCCAAGCACUGUAAAUGCGAAUAUAGUAAUGGAGGUGCAAGCACAAUGUGGCGGCCUACCACUUGCUAUAAAGGUGAUUGGAAGCUCUUUGCAUGGGGAACCGCAUGAGGUUUGGGAGAGGGCAAAGGACAAGAUUUGUAAAGGAGAAUCAAUAUCAGAUUAUCACAAAAAUGGGCUAAUUAGAUUGUUAGAGAUUAGUAUCGAUUCCUUAGAUGAUGUAGCCAAAGAAUGCUUCUUAGAUAUAGCUUUAUUUCCAGAUGACAGAAAAAUCUGUGCUGAUGCACUAUUGGACAUAUGGGUUUAUGUUCGGAAGUUACAGUGGCAUGACGCUUUUUCCAUCUUAUCAGAUCUUGCGAGCAGAAACCUGUUGAAUUUGUCUAGCACACCAAGGAGAAGAGUAGCAAUCUCACAUGGAAAUGCGUCGGAGCUGUACUUCUCUCUGCACAGUGUAAUGCGUGAAUUGGCCCUCCAUUUAGGAUGCCGAGACGAUAUAGUCCAGAGGAAGAGGUUUCUGAUGGAUAGGAAGGAGCAUAGCUUGCCAGAAAAAUGGGAGUUGCUUAAUCAUAAUGCAUGCGAUGUUCAAGUGCUCUCCAUCAACAGUAACACAGACCCUAUGGAGGCAAAUCAUUGGUUUGAGGUGAAUUUACCUGACACAGAAGCUCUCUUGUUAUUCUUUUCUUCAAGUGAGUACUUUCUUCCCCCGUUUCUGAAGUCCAUGAUGAAUCUAAAAUUUGUCAUGGUAUUGAAUUAUGGAACAAAGAGGGCAACUGUAAAAGGUCUAGAUGUCUUAUCUUCACUCACUCAACUCAAAAGUGUCCGCUUGGAGAGGUUGACUGCAACCCCUGUUCGUAAACAAAGCAAUGAGCCAUCGAACUUAGAGAAGGUAUCUUUAAGCUUAUGCGAGGGAUUUGAAUAUUCAUUCACAUUUAAUCGUAUCAAGCUGCGGGACUUUAACAUUGAUCACUCCAGCAACUUGGAGGAGGUGCCUCUUAGUUUCUGUUAUAUGCCUUCUAUUAAGAUGUGGUCUAUUAGCAACUGCCACCUGGUUCAGAAGUUACCUUAUAACCUUGGGAAUAUGAGCUCUCUCAGAAUGCUAAUGUUAUCAGCUUUACCAGGCGUCAAAGAACUUCCACCAUCAAUUGGAAAUCUUCGGCUCUUGGAAUGUCUAGACAUCUCACUCUGCGAGGGGCUCAUAGGACUUCCUGAGGAAAUAGGGCUACUAAAGAAGUUGAGUGAGUUUGAUAUGACAGAAUGUUCUCGUUUGAAGAGGUUACCAAGAGCUGUUUGUGAUCUGAGUUCCCUCAAGCUGGUUAUCUGUGAUGAGAAGAUUGGGAAGCAGUGGUUACGGGCCAAGAACAUUUCGAUUCCAGAGCUUACAGUCAAAAUUGUAGAACCGCAGUUUAGUCUGGAUUGGCUUGACGAUUGACUUCUUUUCUCACUUCCAAUCAGCUUACAAAUAAAAUCAAAUAAAAGCCCAUCUCUAGUGGAGCCUUUUAAGGAAUGUAAGCACUCUUUACUUUUUUGCGCAUCC